AUGGAAGAAGAGAACGAUAUGGAAGAGCAUCUGAAAUCAUCCCAUCCUGUAAGCAUCUUGAGACAUGAAACGAUGGAGCUACUUUCAGCGAUGUUAAAUCCACCUAAAUUAUUUAACACAAGUGAAGGUCUUAGUAGGAAUUGGAAAGGAUUUGCUGAAUUAUGUUCCAUUCAGUCGUAUUUGAUAUCCAAUUGGGAAUUUUGUGAUGAUCCUACAAAGGAAGUGUUCAAAAUAUGGCAAUCAAAAGGAGAUGUAGCUACUAUAGAGAAGAUGAUUACCUUUUUGGAGGAAAUAGAUCGAGGGGACGUUAUAGAAGAUGUCAGCAGUCUCAUAGCCAAAGACAUUAAGUUCCAUCUACAGCAUCCAAAAGAACACAAAAAACAGUCUCCUCUUUACCAAGGCCUGGACAGUUCUAUCUUAACGGUAGAUGACUUAGAAUACAUUGGAAAGAAUAUGGAACUCAUCCAGUAUGAUGCCUUCAUUCUAUUCGCAGACGAUGACAUUGAUUUUGCCACCGAAGUCAUCGAAACAAUGGAAAAACAGUAUAAACUGAAGUUCUGUGUCAAGGACUACUUGAUUGGGGGUCUCUUUGAGCAUGAAGCAAUAAUUCGACUAAUUUCUCAACGUUGCGAAAAACUUAUAGUUAUAUUAUCACCUAGUUUCUUCAAGAGUCCUAUGAACAAGUUCUUCCUGAACUUCACACAAGCUCUAAGUCUGGAACAGAGAAAAAUAAUACCUUGCUUGUAUAAAGCAUGUCCUGUGAUGCCACCGGAGAUCAGGUGCUAUUUCAUGCUGGAUUAUACAAAACAGAGGGGAGUGCUUUAUAACUUUUGGGACAAACUGUAUGAAUCCAUAAAAACUAAAAAGGCACCAGCUAAUGCAUCAAACAGGGUGGUAAGAAGAGAUCAACCUCCAAGACAGCUGAUAAUAAAAAAUAACUCGCAAAGAGAUACCGAAUUCAGACUGAGAGCCCCAAGUGUUAACGUAAAAUCCAACAGUCUCGUAGACCUAAGCAAAACUGACGCUGAUCAUAUUCUACCGGAGGUAAAUCUGAUACCAAGUACCAGCGCAAACAGUUUGGGUAUCAGUUUCUGCGAACCUGAAAAAAAAAUAAAGCCGAAAAAGACUAAUUGGCUGAAGAAGUUGUUUCCUAAGAACAGCAAAAAUUAUGAAAAUUGCAAUCAGCAACACAUCAAAGCAAAUGGUGAAGUUGAGGGUAACAGGGAGAAGAAGAAGCUGUGGAGUAAGUGUGUGAAAAGGAAACCAGUAGCUGCCACAUAG
Molecule: messenger RNA, 1281 nt
Organism: Harmonia axyridis
Lineage: Eukaryota; Metazoa; Arthropoda; Insecta; Coleoptera; Coccinellidae
Product: myeloid differentiation primary response protein MyD88-like
Exons: 1
Coding region: 1-1281 (426 amino acids)
Biological process (GO): MyD88-dependent toll-like receptor signaling pathway; defense response to Gram-positive bacterium; innate immune response
Cellular component (GO): plasma membrane
Molecular function (GO): TIR domain binding; Toll-like receptor binding
Source: RefSeq, a predicted model, not a curated record